AAGAGCAGUGCUAAACGACAGAGUGAGCUGAAAGAGUUUCAAACAUUUCUUGACAUGGAACCUUUGAAAAUGCUUCAUCCCUCGCAGACCAGGUGGUUGUCUUUGGUGGCAGUUGUUCAACGCAUUUUGGAGCAGUGGGAUGCUUUGAAAUUGUAUUUUACAGACUGUUGGUUGUCACAGAGACUCUUAAGUGCAGAAAACAUCUUCAAUGCACUUCACGAUCCUUUUUUGAAACUGUAUUUCAUGUUCCUUUCAUGGGUUCUUCCGAAAUUCACAAAAUUCAACGAAUUUUUCCAGACGAAGAAUGUUGUUAUUACAGAACUACAUACCCAAUUAAGAGAUCUCUAUACUGACAUUCUCCUUAGUUUCAUGAAAAGGGACUAUGUCAUGAAAACACCACUCGAGGAAGUCGAUCCUGCCCUGGAGAAGUAUCAUCUUCCAGACACUGAGAUGUAUUUAGGAGUUAAAGUCCUGCAGCACAUUGAUAAACCAGAAAUCACUUCCAAGCCCGAUAUUCGCUGUCAUUUCUUUCACAGGUGUAGAACUUUCCUCACGGUUGCUGCGCAAGAAAUAAGAAAAAGAUAUAAUAUGAAUGAUCCGGUUCUGUCGAAACUUAGCUACCUGCAACCUAAAGCAGCUCUUUCACCAGUAUUCAGGGUUAACUGCCCUUCCCUUCUUCCACUAGUAAAAGUAGUCCCAAGAAUUGUUUCUUGUGAUGAUGAUGCAAUUUUACAGCGUCUUGAUGAUCAGUGGAGGGAGCUUCCAUUUUCAAGGGCAAGGCUUCCAGAAGAUAUUGAUGAUGUAAACAGUCCUGACAUUUUCUGGAAUAUGCUUCUGAAACCAAGCUGUGACACACAAGAAGCUCAUUUCAAAGAAUUGGCUACAUUUGCACUUCAUGUGCUUAGUCUCCCGCACUCUAAUGCAGACUGUGAAAGAGUCUUCAGUCAGGUAAAUCUAGUGAAAACCAAAGUACGAAAUCGCCUCCUUCCAAAAACAGUGAACGGAGCUUUGCUUGCUUCCGAGUGUGUGAAGGAAAGUGGUACCUGUGCAUUGUUUCGCCCUACAGCUGAAAUGUUAUCGCGCAUGACAUCAGCAAACUUGUAUGCAUCCAGUGCACCAGAAAACGAUAUUGUGGAUAUUCUCUUCGAAAAGGAUGACUGAGUUGUUAAGAAAAUUGUUUUUUUUUUUUUUAACUUAACAUGUGUUAAUUUUGGUGUAGUUUUUUUCCUUAGUGUAAUUGUUUCCAUGUAAUUUUUUUCCUUCACGAUUGUGUCAUGCCAAUAAAAUACUACCAAAAUGAAUAGCAAAAAAAUCGCCGGAUAAAAUAAAAGUUGGUACUCAUUAACGUUUUAUUUUAAAAAUUAUAGUAUGUACGACUAUUUGCUCCAAUGUACGACUAUUUCUAGUCUUCGGUACGACUUUUGGAAUGUUGCAAUCU
Messenger RNA from Bacillus rossius redtenbacheri, 1438 nucleotides. RefSeq lists its product as uncharacterized. The record is from RefSeq and is a predicted model, not a curated record. The transcript is spliced from 3 exons. Gene Ontology annotation, molecular function: protein dimerization activity. NCBI's taxonomy places the organism in Eukaryota, Metazoa, Arthropoda, Insecta, Phasmatodea, Bacillidae. The coding region runs from base 55 to 1161 and encodes 368 amino acids.